AUGAAGGAACACGAAAAGCUUGGAGGAUGGACUUUGAUUUGGUGGCUGUUUAAUAUAUUUGGCAUUCCCAUUACACUGCCUUGGUUAAUCUAUCACAUAUAUAUGAUCUUAAUGAAGAAACAUAGACGAGGAUUGCUCAAUGGCAAGGUUGUAUUGAUUACUGGAGCAAGCUCGGGCCUCGGUGAAUCUCUAGCACACGUUUUCUACAAUUGUGGUUGUCGAUUAAUCCUAGUGUCAAGGCGUAAAGAACAACUGGAGAGAGUAAAACAAGAAUUAAUUAGUACACAUUAUACUGUGCCCACUCAUCCCCCUGUUAUCAUGCCCUUGGAUUUGACUGAUAUCAAUGCACUUCCAUCAGAAAUUGCAAAGGUUACAAUGAUUCACGGUCACAUUGAUAUUUUAAUAAAUAAUGCAGGAAUCUCUUAUAGAGGAGACAUUCUUAACACUAAUGUUGAUGUCGACAUAAAAGUUAUGUUGACCAAUUAUUUUGCACAAAUUGCUUUAACCAAAGCUGUUUUGCCAUCAAUGAUCAAACAGAGAGAUGGUCAUAUAGUCUAUGUAAGCAGUGUGCAGGGAAAACUUGCUAUUCCAUACAGAUCUGCAUAUGGAGCAUCGAAACAUGCUCUGGAAGCAUGGUGUGAUUCGGCUAGAGCAGAAUUAAGUGACAAAAAUAUAAAAAUUACCGUUAUUAGUCCUGGCUACAUUCGAACGGCACUGUCUAUUAAUGCUUUAACGGGAACUGGACAAACACAUGGAGUAAUGGACAAAGAUUUAGAAGAAGGUUACACUGCCCAAUACGUUGCAGAAUGUAUCUUAAAUGCUGUGUUGAGCAAUCAAAAGGAGUUGAUUAUUGCUCCCGUCGCCCCAAAAGUUGCAAUAUUCUUACGGUGGGCGUUUCCCUCCCUAUAUUUUUGGAUUAUGCACAGAAGGGCUAAAAGAUUGGCAAAAGAGGAAUAACACUUCCAAUGUUUCAUUCUUCCUACAUUAUUUCAUAAACCAAACUAAAUACUACAACAAUAAACAAUGCGAACAAAGUACUAUAGCUGUGACAGAUCGAAUUUAUUUUUCUUUUAUAAUUCUUUCGUUGAACUAAUCUAUUUUGUUAUGUGCACUUUUAUAGGGUUUAAAUAAAUAAUUUCUAAAAGAUUGGAAAUAGUUGAAACCAAACUUGUCGACUAUUUAAAACUAUAGUUUAUUAUUAUUGUAAUGGCCACGAAUAAGUGGAACAUGUUUACAUUAUGUACACUUUAAGAUUACACUCGCGACUGAAAUCGCAGCUGAAGCAUGUUUUUAGGUACAAUGAAUAUCUUCACCAUGUUGAAAUCGAAUUUAUCACUGAUAAUUAACAGUUAGCUGUGCUAAAUUAAGGAACCUCAUCCUAAUUCGGUGUGAUUGAUCUGACUAGAGUCACGAUUUGCACAAUGACCAUGGCUAUUUCAUACUAAUAAAAGAACAGGGAUGAGAGUUUGUGUGGGUUGUGAGGCUGCUUAUAAAAUAAAUGCAAGAAAAUGCAAUAACGCUGCAACGAUGCUAUUAAAAUUCAUUCGAGUGACUGGAGAAAUCGAUACUGUCAUUUGUACAAAUCUCAGCAGUAAAACGUUCCUAGCACAUUUGAGAAUUCAAUUAAUAAGUUGAGUUAAAGAGGAGAAAAGUUGGAAACGUUACGUUACAGUAAUCCUUUGUUUGUAAUGAUUACUUGUACAAAUAUUAGUUUUCACUGUAAUAAACUAAGAUUUUGCAAUGAAACAGUUUUGUCUGUAUCAUGGUUUUUAGGAAUGAGUUGAGUAUGUUUCAAUGAUUCCUGAUGGAAUAAGUGUUGUGGGAGAUACGUGUUAUAUGAUAAAUUCUUCUUCGUUGUAUUUCAAAAUAAUUUUGAAAUGUGCUGUGAUAGAUUUCUUCAAGAGAAACCAUGAACGUUGAUGUUACUGCCAUCAUUGGAUUAAAAAAAAAAAAAAA
This is a messenger RNA of Orussus abietinus, 1956 nucleotides long. Its product is annotated as dehydrogenase/reductase SDR family protein 7-like. Bases 1 to 957 code for a protein of 318 amino acids. Lineage: Eukaryota; Metazoa; Arthropoda; Insecta; Hymenoptera; Orussidae. Gene Ontology annotation, cellular component: membrane. Gene Ontology annotation, molecular function: oxidoreductase activity. The record is from RefSeq and is a predicted model, not a curated record. The transcript has 6 exons.